This is a messenger RNA of Cygnus atratus (black swan), 910 nucleotides long. RefSeq names its product RAB17, member RAS oncogene family (gene RAB17). Bases 233 to 868 code for a protein of 211 amino acids. The transcript has 6 exons. Gene Ontology annotation, cellular component: endosome. The record is from RefSeq and is a predicted model, not a curated record. Gene Ontology annotation, molecular function: GTPase activity; GTP binding. NCBI's taxonomy places the organism in Eukaryota, Metazoa, Chordata, Aves, Anseriformes, Anatidae.
UAGUUUUCUGCGGAGAGGAGGCAGCCGGGGAGGUUGGAGGAGGCCGUCCCCAUCUGUCGAGGCUGUUCCUGUCUGUUGAGGCUGUUCCCGUCCGUCGAGGCUGUCCUCAUCCAUUGAGGCCAUCUCCAUCCAUCGAGCCUGUCCCCAUCUGUCGAGGUCGUCCCCAUCCGUCGAGGCUCUCCCCGUCCUCCGCCACCCCUGUGCCAGAGGAGAGCCAGCCUGCAGCCAGGAGAUGGCGCAGGAAGGGACGGCAGGUGGCUCGCUGGAGAGGCAUUGUCCCACCUACAUCUACAAAGUGGUGCUGCUGGGGAGCACGGCGGUGGGAAAGUCGAGCCUGGCCUACCGAUAUGUGAAAAACGACUUCCAGGAGUCGCUGCCCACCGUGGGAUGCUCCUUCUUCACGAAAAUAAUCCGCAUGGAGUCGGCCACGGUCAAGCUGGAGAUCUGGGACACGGCUGGGCAGGAGAAGUACCACAGCGUCUGCCACCUCUACUACCGGGGCGCCCACGCCGCUCUCCUUGUCUACGACAUCACCAACAAGGAAACACUUGGCAGGGCGAAGCUGUGGCUGAGGGAGCUGGAGAAGGAGUUCCUGCACGACGAAAUCGUCAUUGCUUUGGUGGGCAACAAGACGGACCUGGCUGAGGAGAGAGAGGUCCCAGCCGAGGAGGGCGAAGAGUUUGCGAGGAGCAGAAGCCUGCUCUUCACGGAGACAUCGGCGAAAUCCAACCACCAAGUAAAGGAUGUCUUUAUGGCUGUAGCCCUUCAGCUCCUGCAGCGUGAAGCAGAGAAGGCGCCAGCCCCGCGCCGCGGGCAGCACGUGGACUUGGGGGCGAGCAGGGCGAGGACGGGGUGCUGCCACGUGUGAAGGGGCCACAGGCUCCCCAUGGGACACGGUGCCGGGGAGGAC